This is a messenger RNA of Drosophila teissieri, 504 nucleotides long. RefSeq lists its product as uncharacterized. The record is from RefSeq and is a predicted model, not a curated record. Lineage: Eukaryota; Metazoa; Arthropoda; Insecta; Diptera; Drosophilidae. The transcript has 2 exons. Bases 1 to 504 code for a protein of 167 amino acids.
AUGGCUAAUUACACAGUGGUGCGUUUGACCAAAGUUCAACCAUAUCUGCAUACGGUGGGCAGUAGUUUUGCAGCUUUGGCCAAUGCCGAUAGCUAUUAUGCGCCGACCUUGGAGGCCGAGUUACUGGAUUUCCAUGCAAAUGGCACUGCAACCCAUGCCAAUUUAACGGCGGAGAGCGUCCUGGUCCUCAUCGGCGACGAGAACUACAGCUAUCGAUCCACCUCGACCAUAGUCCUGAUGGUCUCCGCCUGGAUCCUGCUCAUCCUGGGCUUUGUCUUCUGCUGCUGCGCCGAGUGCUGCGGUGUCAGCGUGUGGCGCGGCCGAAAGUCGCGGUCCAGCAUCGAUAUCGAUGGCCUUAAUCAGGUAGAACAAGGUGGAAAUGGAAGUGGGAGUGGAAGUGGGAUUGGGAGUGGUAGUGCCUCCGCCCACGAUGCAGCUGCAGGCUGCCGUCGAAUAUUGAUUGGCCUGGGGAGACUGGCCAAGUUCACCCUUGUCUGUGGAUAA